AUGAGGUGGACCAGCUUCCUGCCCCUGCUGCUGCUGUCGGCAGAGGCAGCACAUCACAAGCGCCACUACGACGAGCAGGACUACUAUGCCGUCCACAUCCGAUCAGGUGUUGAUCCAGAGCUCGUUUCACGGCAGCUUGGUAUGCAUCUGGAGGGCCCCCUCGGCGAAUUGGACGACCACUACAUCCUCCGCGCGGCCGAGAAAAGGCACGAGUACGACCAUGUAAAAACCGCAAAGCGCGAUCUACAGCAAAGGCGAAGGAAACGAGAAGCUGACGCUGGCGAACCGCACAUUUUGGAUCACGUGCUAUUAUCACAAAAGCAGGAGCUACACAAGCGUUUUCCACUAGUAAAGCGCCGCGCGCCCUCUCCAUUCGCAGUCAGGCAGGGAAAUGCCUUUGGGGCAGCACAGGCUGAUGCCGAGGCCGUUCAGGAGGGUCUGGCUAUUGCCAAGAAUCUCAGCAUCCAGGAUCCCAUCUUUCAGGAGCAGUGGCAUUUGCAUAACACGGUAGAGCUCGGGCAUGAUAUCAAUGUUACGGGAGUAUGGCAGCAGGGAAUCACUGGCAAGAACAGCACCGUCUGUAUUGUGGACGAUGGACUGGACAUGGACAGCGACGACUUAAGGGACAACUACUUUGCCGAGGGGAGCUACGAUUUCAACGAUCAGGUCGAUGACCCCAAGCCUAGGUUGUCUGACGAUAAGCAUGGCACCCGAUGCGCUGGAGAGAUCAGUGCUGUCCGGAACAACGUCUGUGGAGUUGGUGUUGCAUACGAUGGAAAAGUCUCGGGUUGUCGCAUUCUUUCCAAGGUCAUCUCGGACGCAGAUGAAGCCAUUGCAUUGAAUUACAAGAUGCAGAAGAACCAGAUUUACUCAUGCUCGUGGGGACCCCCUGACGAUGGCAGGGCCAUGGAACAACCUGGGAUUUUGAUCCGAAGGGCCAUGGUGAACGGCAUACAGAAAGGUCGUGACGGCCUUGGCAGUAUCUUCGUCUUUGCGAUAGGAAACGGAGCCGCAAAUGAUGAUAACUGCAAUUUCGACGGCUACACGAACAGCAUCUACUCUGUCUCUGUGGGCGGAAUUGACAGGAAAGGAUUGCAUCCGUACUACAGCGAGAAGUGCUCUGCACAAUUGGUCGUCACCUACUCAAGCGGAUCCGGCGAUGCUAUUCACACGACGGACGUGGGCAAGGAUCUUUGUUACGUCAACCACGGCGGCACCUCUGCAGCUGGUCCUUUGGUGGCAGGCAUCUACGCUCUCAUGCUCGAGACAAACCCCAAGUUGACAUGGCGAGACAUCCAAUGGCUUACGGUCAUCACCGCAGUCAAGAUCGACCAAGAGAGUGACUAUCAAAAGAACGAAGCUAUGGGCAAGGACUUCAGCCAUCAGUUUGGUUAUGGCAAAGCCGACGCCUAUGCGCUCGUCGAAGCUGCCAAGACCUGGAAGAACGUUAAGCCACAGGCCUGGUACUACAGCCCUUGGUUGCACGUCAACCACCCCAUCCCUCAAGGAGAAACCGGACUUGCUUCAAGUUUUGAAGUGACGGAGAAGAUGAUCAAGGACGCCAACUUGGCACGCCUGGAACAUGUCACCGUCACGAUGAACGUGGAGCACGCCCGACGUGGAGACCUGUCAGUCGAGCUCAAGAGUCCGACGGGAAUGGUCAGCCACAUUGCGACUCACCGCAGGAACGACGAUGCCAACUCGGGAUACAUUGACUGGACGUUCAUGAGUGUGGCUCAUUGGGGAGAGUCAGGUAUCGGGAAGUGGACUGUCAUCGUGAAGGACACGAAGGUCAAUGAGCACAGUGGAACUUUCACGGACUGGCACCUGAAACUUUGGGGAGAGUCUAUCGAUGGUGACAAGCAGGAGCUUCUUCCCAUGCCUACCGACCACGACGAUGAUGACCACGAUCAUGAUCAAUACACGACGGAAACCGUCUCUGCGCAUACCACUACUGUGGCUGCUCCAACGGAGACCGGCGAGCCUGAAGGAAACCCGACCGACCACAUUACUCGACCACUUCACCCAGGCAAACCAACAUCCACCUCCGCCCAAGCCACACCAACCUCACCGCUAGACCUCGGUCAUGAGGAGGAUCAACAGAACGGGACUCCAACACCGACCUCAACAGCCGACGACUCCCACUGGCUCCCGCACAUCUUCCCGACCUUCGGCGUAAGUAAGAAGACGCAGAUCUGGAUUUACGGAGCCUCAGCCCUGAUCGUCCUCUUCCUCGUCGGGCUCUGCGCAUGGAUCAUCCUCUACCGCCGCAAGAAGCGACGGAUGAACCGCGACGACUAUGGCUUCGAGAUGGUCGACCAUGAUGAUUUCGAUGAGAGCGCGUCGCUUGCUAAUGGUGGGAAGAAGAGGUCGAGGAGGGCUGGCGAGUUGUAUGAUGCGUUUGCGGAGGGGAGCGAGGAUGAGGGGGAGGCGUUUGGCCUUGUGGGGGAUAGCGAUGAGGAGGAUGAUGAGGAUGAGGAUCGGAGAGGGCAUGUGGGUGGGGCGAAGGAGGAGAGGUAUAGAGACGAGGAGCCCAAGGUCGAAGGCUCGGACGUCCGGUAG
Messenger RNA from Zasmidium cellare ATCC 36951, 2562 nucleotides. RefSeq lists its product as uncharacterized. The record is from RefSeq and is a predicted model, not a curated record. The transcript has a single exon. NCBI's taxonomy places the organism in Eukaryota, Fungi, Ascomycota, Dothideomycetes, Mycosphaerellales, Mycosphaerellaceae. The coding region runs from base 1 to 2562 and encodes 853 amino acids. Gene Ontology annotation, biological process: protein processing. Gene Ontology annotation, molecular function: serine-type endopeptidase activity. Gene Ontology annotation, cellular component: Golgi membrane; trans-Golgi network.